Messenger RNA from Geodia barretti, 2261 nucleotides. Lineage: Eukaryota; Metazoa; Porifera; Demospongiae; Tetractinellida; Geodiidae. The record is from the annotation of a GenBank genome assembly.
AUGCAGUCGUCGCCAGCGAAUCCGGACGCCUCGGCCACUGCGCUCAGGACGGCUUGGAGCGAGUUGCAGGUGGAAUUCCGGACCGCGGCCGUCGCACGGGACGGAGCUUGCGGGGCUCACAAUCAUCUGACGUGCCCCAAGUGUCGAGAUGUCACGGUCCUCUCUGAACUGGGGGUGGACGCUCUCCCCAUCAACUGGGACCUCAUGCAAGUGGUGGACAUAAUCGGAGAGGAGGCGGAUGAGUCACUGUUGGAUGCAAACUCUUUCACCUCCCAUCAUUCCAGUAGUCCGCUCACCUCUCUCCUCCCCAUGGCUCACUCUGACAACAUGCCCAUGUGCCGUGAGCACAAUCGCCGACUGGACUAUUUCUGUGAAAAGUGUGACGUGUUGGUCUGUGCCACAUGUGCCAUCAACACUCACGGAGGACACAAGCCAAAAGAAGCUCAGAAGCUUACAACAGAGCUUCGCUCACAGUGCGUCGAUCCUCUAGAGAUCCGAUACCUCCGGACAAACGUCGCGAUCGACGAGAACACCCGAUCUACAACCAGAUCAAAGACCACGACUACAACGGUCCUUCUGAAGAGAAAACAGAUUGCCGCGGAGGUCGAUGCCGUCGUGAACGAGGUCGACGGACUCGAACGAGACCCGGUCGAGAAACUGGAAGACGGGCCAGAGUGUGUCCUGCGCGAGGAGCUGCUUCAGGAGGCAAGCGGGUUUGGCGAGAUUUACUGCACUCCGACCCCUGCAAAGUUCGUCGCGUCGGGACCCGGACUGGAGAAAGGUUUACAGGUCGGAAAGGAGGCGGAGUUUGUGGUUGAAGCUCACGAUAAGUACGGUCAGCGGGCGUUCAAGGGAGGGAACAAGGUGGAGGUCAAGAUUUUGGACCCCCAGGGGGCUGAGAUUCCGGUUGCCAUCGACAAUGCCAAAAGGGGGAGGAGCCUGGUUCGGUACACGCCCAAGAAAGUUGGGUUCCACGUCGUCACGAUUUUGGUCGACUCGCAGAGAAUUUCAAACUAUCAAUGGAACGUCAUGGUGUACGGUUACCGUGACUACUCGGUGAUGACGAAGCCUCGGCUGUAUCUGUCGCGUCAGCAGAUCAGCGACAUGUCAACGGCUGGUAAAAGAGAGCCAUCGGCCUGGCAGGUCACCCAGUGGCCUGUUCAGUAUGCCCAUUGGAAUCACACAGCCAACAGCAAAGACGAACUCUUCAUAGCUGACAGACAGGCUUGCAAGAUAACCAAAUUGGCUCCUGACGGCAGGGUCGUUGGAUCGUACGGGAGGCAGGGAAGAGGCAGCGGGGGGUUGAGGCAUCCAGAGUCCGUCGCCGUGACAACCGACAGACUGUUUGUGGUUGACACGGGCAACAACUGCAUCCAGGCGAUGUCGUUGAAGAGUGGUAAAUUCAAGGUCAUUGGAGGUCGAGGUGUGCCCGACGGAAUACAGCUAAGAGAACCCCAGGGAGUGGCGUCGAUGAGGUCAGAGGUCGUCUCUACAUCACCGACGCCGGCUACAACUGCCUCCUCUGCGUCUCCUGGCAACCCUCGAGCCCAUCGCUGCCUUCGGGCAGGGCGGGGAAGUCCCUCUAAUCAGCCCCACGUCUGUUGCCGUCGACCGUGACGGGUUUCUCCCUAGUAACGUCGGCCAAGGCACACCUCCUCUUUGUCGUGUCUCCGCAGGGUGCAAAGGUCAAGCAGCUGGGUGGCGAGGGAAUGCUGUUUAAAUCUCCGAGCAGUGUCUGCGUGGAUGGUCAGGGGAACGUUAUAGUGGCCGAUCCAGCAAUCCCCUGCAUCCACAUCUUCUGAACACUCAACUCCACUAUUUAGGGUCAUACAUAUGUAUACACUACAUACAUGUACACUGUCGUUCUCACUACAGGCAAACGCAGUUCUACCAAGAGGUAGUAAUUGGCGUGUCGUUUAGCAUGGGACAGUGUGGAAGUUUGUAAUUUCUAGCACACUCUUGUUUGUUACGUGUUCAUGUGCAUGCAUAGUGCCACUAUUUGUAUAUAUAUGCAGGUCGUCAUGUAAUUGGAACUAUGGGAGGAAAACACCCCUGGUUGGGGGAUUUCCCUCCUAACAUCCUCACUGUUCCUUAGGUGUGGUCAACAUUAUGUCAUGUAUGUAUUAUAUUAUACACCAUAAUUAUACCUCUUCCUUCCGCUCUUUAUAUCGCCCCUUAUGCACAUCCAUCAAAUGAUGCACCUUACGUCUUCUGAAACUGUGUGUAUACAUGUGUGAUUCAGCAAUGUUGUGAGGUAUCGU